Bacidia gigantensis is the source of this 744-nucleotide messenger RNA. RefSeq lists its product as uncharacterized. The transcript has 3 exons. The coding region runs from base 1 to 744 and encodes 247 amino acids. Lineage: Eukaryota; Fungi; Ascomycota; Lecanoromycetes; Lecanorales; Ramalinaceae. The record is from RefSeq and is a predicted model, not a curated record.
AUGGACUCCGUCCGCAACGCCCUCAACGCCGUCCUCAAUCCCCCACGCAAUCGCCUCAACGCCUUCCGCCACGACUGGACCCACAACUACACCUCCUGGCAAAAAUGGCGCCUCAUCGUGAGCAUAAUCGGUAUCCUCAGCCUCCCCGUCGUGCUAUUCGAGUGCGAGCUCGCGUCCCCAUACCCGCUUGCAUCCCAGCAAACUUUCACACUCGACUUCACCGGCAGCCACCACGUGGUCGCCACAAUGGACAAUACGAGCUUUUCCCCUCUUGGAUCCGCUCUCUUCGGAAAGCUCGAAGUCGGUUAUGGUAGCUAUGAGCCCGCUUCCGGCGUAGAAUUCUCCGAGGAGCAGAAGCAGGCCAAAGCGAAGACAUUCUACCCGCAGUCCGUGGCGGGCGCGCAGACGGGAGACUCGUAUCAUUGGGACUUGGACGUGGAAGGCAGUGGCGAUCUGGACGUAGUCAGACGCGAUAGUAAGGGCUGGAUCCUGGUCAUGAAAGAAGAUGACGGCACCCUCGACUCCGGGCCGAGGACGAAUCAAUUCAACGAGGGGGACUCUCUAGGGCCGGACAUGAGUGGCGGGUUCGCCUGGGAUGGGAAUUAUGUGUUUCAGGGAAGGGCGGGGUGGAAACCUGAGGGGACUCAUAGUGGGAGGCCGGAGUGGCAGGUUACCGUUAUGGUGGCGGACCUAAAGCCGCAAGGGAAUUGGCUAACGCAGACUUGGUCGCGAUUGUCGAGGUGA